Messenger RNA from Leptidea sinapis, 1347 nucleotides. RefSeq lists its product as uncharacterized. The transcript has 3 exons. NCBI's taxonomy places the organism in Eukaryota, Metazoa, Arthropoda, Insecta, Lepidoptera, Pieridae. The record is from RefSeq and is a predicted model, not a curated record. The coding region runs from base 422 to 949 and encodes 175 amino acids.
UUUAUCAUGCCUCUUUCAGUUGAAGAAUGUGCUAGGAUCAUGGCUUUUGUGGAACUAGGCAUCAGUAUGCGUCGCACUGCAAGAAUGGUGGGUGUGACGGUACGAACGGUCCAGAAGGUAAAGCGAAGGUACGAAGAGACUGGACACCAUCUGAGGAGACAUUGUAAUGGCAGGCCCAGGUGUACCAGUGCCCGAGAAGAUCGUUAUAUUAUCUCCACUGUGUUAAGAAAUCGCCACCAAAAUGCAGUUGAAGUCCAGCAACAGCUACUUCAGACCCGGAGGGGCUACAUUAGUGACAGUACAGUGAGAAGAAGACUUGCUGAAACAAAUUUGAAACCCCGAAGACCAGCGAGUGGCCCAAAACUCGAGAGACAGCAUCGAGUAGCGAGACUGCGAUACGCCCGUGAAUACAUGCAGUGGGAUGAAGAAGAAUGGUCAAGAAUUUAGUUUGCAGAUGAGUCUCGAUUCUCCCUUUACACUUCUGAUGGAAGGCGAAGUGUUUACAGGCGCCCUGGUGCCAGACAUUCGGACAUGCAGAACGGAACUGCAACCGGGCCGCCCGCUGCGUCAAGUGCACGGGAGCCCACCUCACAGCGGAGUGCGACCGGAAGGAGGAGGCUCCAGUCCGGUGCUGCAACUGCGGCGGAGAGCACGCGGCCUCGUACCGCCAGUGCCCCCAACGCCGCAUCUACCUUGCGGCCGUCAAGGAGCGCCAGGAGCGCUUCGAGACCCGCCAAGGCGCACCACCGCAGCCCCGCCUGUUCAAAUCGAACAUGGUGAACGGCCGCGGGUGGAACUCAGUAAUGACAGGGACCGCCCCGUCACCGUCAGGCCUUCAGCCACAGGGCCUUCAGCCACAGGGCCUUCAGCCACCCACAACGCGGUCCACUGCCGGACCGCCUCCCCUCACGGGCACCCAGUCCGGAAGACAAAUCUUGCCAGGCCUUAGGCCCACUGGCCCUAUGCCAGGUGGCUUUAAAAGAGUCGAGACGAACUCAGCCCCCUUUAAAACAACCGAAGAGCCAGACUCUGAGGAAAUGUCAACCCACGAAAUUAUAAAACUAAUUAAAAUCGUAGGUCAGCUGAAGCCUCUGCUCCACCGCAGCAUGAGCUACGAGGAGCAAAUCAUCACAGUGUUUGAGUUCCUGAGCAUCCAUGGAUGAAGAGAUCCCCCGACUGGCACUGCUCGUCCUCUACGAGUAGCGUCGCUUAACAUAAACGGUCAGGGUUAGUGUUGAUAGCACUGAACCAUGUAGUCCUAAACCUGGAACUUCAAGAUAUGAACAACAGUCCAGGUAUAGCAGCAUUGAAAGUGGGAACAACAGUGAUGAAGAGUAAUCAUUGGAC